CCAAAAUCCUGGCUUCGCUUCAAGUUCUGCGGUCGGGUUCCACCGCCUCGCUUAAAGAUCCAAGUUGAUUUUGCCGUAGGCAUAAACGAGAACGGAGCCUUAGCUGGCACCCCUGAAGCAAUUCGCCAAUCAAACGAUGUACAUGUACGAUCGGCUAGCGAUCGGUUAGCGGAAGCUCAUCCGACCGAAGCUACAGUAGCUCCCUCAUGCCACCCAACGUGGAUCAUUUAAGAAGCAAACAAUUCUUUCUUAUGUCUACCGUGGUUCGUUCUUCCCUCUACGGACAAGAUUGAGUCUUGACGCCGUUGUCUUUCAGAGAUCAACAGACUCGUGCAAUUAUGCGUGCUUGGUCCUUGUUCGGCGCCUUGUCUGCCGCUGGCGGGGUGGCUCUGGUGACUGCAGAUGUGAUUGAACCUUCGAAUUUCAAUGUGACUGAAGGGUUGGAGCAGCUGGGCGUCGAUGUGUCGAGCAUUCCCGCCUUGGAGUCAUUCAGUGGCAUUCAAACACGUUCAACCGACGGCGCAUGUGCCGCGGCUUGUGCAAGUUUGAAGUUUCUAUAUGGAUCCCAAAAGGUCAACGCGCAAAAUACGACCCUGUACAACAAUUUCACCAAUUCUUUCUGGUCCGAGCAACAAGAAGAAGUCCAGCCUUAUUGUGUCUUCCGACCCUCGGUGAACACGCAAGUCAGUAUAGCUGUCCUGUUGUCUCGACUAACUGGUUGCCCGUUUGCCGCCAGAAGUGGUGGUCAUGCGGCCUUUUCCGGGGCUUCCAGCAGUGCCGGAGGAAUCAGCAUCUGGUUCAAGGACAUGAAUGCGGUCACGCUCAACGCGGACAAGUCAGUUGCUUCAAUCGAGCCUGGUAACAACUGGCUGUCAGUAUACUCGGCACUUGAGCCGUAUGGACUGGCUACAAUUGGUGGUCGCGCCUCCAGCAUCGGUGUGGGUGGCUUCGUCCUGGGCGGCGGCAUUUCCUACCACUCCAACUUAUACGGUUGGGCCCUUGAUAAUGUUCAAAGCUUCGAGGUUGUCACUGCAGCCGGUAUAAUCGUCACUGCGAGUGAGACUGUUCUGCCUGAUUUGUACUGGGCCCUCCGUGGUGGCGGAAACAACUUUGGUCUUGUCACCAAGUACAACCUUUACACAAUUGCAUGCCCAACGAUGCGCGGAGGUGCCAGAAUUUUUACUGAGAACUAUUUCACUGAAGUCAUUGACGCCUUCAUCAACGUUGUGAACAACGCCACCUCGGAUGGUAAAGCGCAACAAUAUGUCGCCUUCCUUCAAAGCCAAGGUACAAACCUCGCCACGGCCGAGUUAACCUACGUUGAAGAUGUCGCCGACCCGGAAAUCUUCCAGCAAUACCGAAGCAUCCCUGCAAUUGCAGAUUCGACCAGCACCAAGACACUCGUCGAAUACGUCAAGUAUCUUGAGAGCGAGAAUCCUUUUGGAUACCGCGAAGUGUACUGGCCAAUCGCCGUGCAACUAAACGAGGAGUUCAGUAACUGGGUUGUGGAACUAUUCAUGUCAUUGAUCCCACAAGUGAUUGACCUCAAGGGUGCAGAGCCAGUGCUCAUCUAUCAGGGAAUUACCUUGCCAAUGCUGAAGAACAUGACCAACUAUGGUGGAAACGCCCUGGGAUUGGAUGCUUCCAUGGGCCCCAUUCAUCUUAUGCAUGUUUCCUUUUGGUGGGAUGAUCAGUCUGAUGACAACACAGUUUACGAGUGGGUUCAUAGCUUCUGGACCCAGGUCAUCGCAAAGGCUCAGGACUUGGGCAUCUACAACGAGUACAUCUACAUGAACUAUGCCAGCAUGUUCCAGGAUCCGGUUGCCGGCUACGGAGAAGCCAACAAAAACCGUUUACAGAAGAUUGCUAAAUUGUACGACCCGACUGGGGUCUACCAGACUUUGCAACCAGGAUACUUCAAGCUGAAUGGAUCACCUGUGACCUAUUCUCUCUAAGAGAUUGCGGGUGGAUUAGGGCAUGCUGUAUAUCUUGUAUAAUUAGUUCGAGAGUCAAUAUCUAUUGUGUAGAUUAAUGGAGUAUGUUGUCUUUAAAGUCUUGC
Molecule: messenger RNA, 2059 nt
Organism: Penicillium brasilianum
Lineage: Eukaryota; Fungi; Ascomycota; Eurotiomycetes; Eurotiales; Aspergillaceae
Source: the annotation of a GenBank genome assembly